CUCAGUCCUGCGGACGCUGUCGAGGCGUCUGCACGUGAUCCCCUCUUCUCUCAGCCGUCCUAAACUUAGCGAUGUUGCGCGCCCUGCUGCUCGUGGCGCUCAGCCUUGGGUCCUGUGGCGGGGUCUAUUUCAUCACCACGCCCUCUUCCUGGCGCCUGGCUGACUCCAACCAGGUGUGCGUGCACGUGUCUGAGUCGUCGUCCCCCGAGGGUUCCCUGGUCGUCCAGCUGAUCCCCGUGGAGUGGUUCAGGAACGACUCGGAACCGGUCGUCGACUUCUCCUUUUCUGUCCCUGCAGGGAAGGGAGUCACCUGCAAGGACGUGAUCACCAGCGAAACUAAAGCCUACACGGGACACUUGACAAUGAUUGGCUCUAUCGAAGGCUCUGACGUCAGUGUGAAACAACGGAUCUAUUUUUCGACACGUCGGAUUGACAAGACUUUCAUUCAGACAGACAAAUACCUCUACAGACCUGGCCACAAAGUUCAAUUUCGGAUACUUUCAGUCGAAGGCCCGUUGCUUCAGAUCGACACAAGGGAGUACGACGAGAUUUGGAUAACGACGCCAUCUGACAUUCGAAUUGCGCAAUGGAAAAAUGUUGACAAUUCUGACGGCCUCGUGCACCUGUCCAUGACACUGGCAGACGAACCUGAACACGGGACAUACAGGAUAUUCGUCAGGAGGCAGGACUGCACAGAUUCCACUAUUUUUGUGGUUGCAGAAUACGUUUUGCCAAGGUUCGAAGCUACUCUUACACCUCCGGAAUAUAUAUUAGCGACGGAUGAUGCAAUUAAGUACACCGUAUGUGCCAAGUACACGUUCGGCCAGCCCGUGAAAGGCGAAGCAACGUUAAGAGUGAGCAAUGAGCAAAGUGGACGUUGUCACACUCGGGUCAAUAAAACGUUACCGAUCACUGGCUGUCAGGACUUCGAGCUGACGUCGGAGGAGUUGCAGAUCCAGGACUGUGAUGUGUACACACUGCAUGCCGAGGCCGAAGUGACGGAGAAGGGAACGGGUGUUACCUCGCUUGCCAUAACCUUCACUUCCAUCACCCAUAUUGCUGUUGAGUUUCAUACCGUCUAUAAGGACAAUUAUAAGAAGCCUAAUCUCCCCUAUACCCUCAAGUUACGAGCAACUUUGCCUGACCAGUCGCCUGCUGCAGGGGUACUAGUGGAAAUAUGUGCAGCAGGAAAAUGUGCCAACAUGACCACAGCAAAAGAUGGCCUUAUAACUGCUACUGUAAUGUCUGACAAGGCCAACAGGAUUUUUAUGUCGACGCUUAAUUGUCGUGCAGGCAUGGUUUCAGCCUCAUACUCACAUUCACUCGAACACUACUUCUCGCCCUCGGACUCAGCUCUGCUCAUCUACGCCCCCGAAGGUCGUCUGAAGUGCGUGGCAGGUCAGAGUGUCCAGCACGACCUCCCACUCCUCUUCUCCGUCACCAACCAGGUCAAAGGGACGCUAAAGAUAAUGAUUAUUUCGAGAGGAAUUAUACAAAAGUGGUGGGAAGAAGACGUUGAGUUCGCACCGGGGCCUCUCCCAGUCGACGCUGAACACCUCGUGGACGCCCCCAGUACUCCUUCCCCUCCUACUGUCACGGGCGUGGUGAACUUGUCCGUCACCCUCCCGCCCACAGCCUCGCCGAAAGUCAAGAUCUUGAUUUGGUACACGAGAGAGGACGGGGAAGUGGUGUCAGACACAAGAGAGCUGGAGGUGGAGAUGUGUUCUCCAUCCAAGAGCAGCCUCGCCUGGUCUGCCGCACAGGGAGAGCCUGGGGAAGAGGUGAAACUGACGCUGGUUGGAGAGCCCGGUGCCGUCUGCUCCUUGGGAGUCGUUGACAGAAGUACAGAGUUGUUGUCGCAGACGGUUGAUGUAUUGACUUUGGACCAACUCGUCAGGCACGUGGCCGACUUCGAGAUAGAUAUAAGCGACACGCAGGUGGACACCCAGGAUUACUGCAGAAAAAAGGUUCUGGAAGAAGCGAAAGCGGCGAUAGAACCAACGGACCCAAUAGAGAGCACCAUAGCUAUACGUUACAUCAGGUACGAGAGUCAUUACGUUGAUGCCCUUCGAAUGUUUGCCGACUCUGGGUUGCUCGUGUUUACCAAUGCCAUAAUCGAGACACGGCCAUGCGAAGGACAUGAACAGACAGGCUUAAUGGCGGAAGACAACAUGAUGGUCUUAAAACACGCCUAUCUGUCUUCGUCGUCUGUGAGAGACAAAUUUCCGGAGACGUGGCUGUGGGAGUUGGUCGUGCUGCCUGAUAGAUCUCCAGAUGCUAUUGGUGUUCACAGAGAAGUGCUGACAGAUUUUCCAAAGCAGGCAUUGCCCAACUCUGGUGUAAGGGUAGAGCAACCAGAGACAUGGUGGUCAAUUGAUUCUGUUUUUUCCCCACAAAAUCUACAUUUCGGCCUGUUUUAUUUAAGAAUUGAGAUGAGAGCCAUGCAGAAGAGUGGAGGAAAGAAAUCGGCUGGAGAAGAACCAAGCAAUCAGAGAAGGUCGUGUCUCGCAGAGAAAGAGAAAGAAGUUCACAUAAUCAAGAUUUCAGCGCUGGAACUAGGAGAAGUCAACCUCACUCUGUCGGCUUCUGUGGACCGCUCGUUCCCCGGGCCAUGCGCCCCCGUAGAUGGGAUUGAGAAGAGUGACGCCUUGAUCAAGCCAAUAAAGGUUGAGGCUGAAGGUUUCCCACAAGAGGAGACUUGGAGUAAAUAUAUUUGUGCCGAAGACUUCAGCGACGGCGAGGGCGCGCUGGAGACGUGGCAGCUGGAGAGACGCCCAAACGUCGUUCCGAACUCGGACCGCGGUUGGGUCACUGCGGGCGGCGACCUGCUAGCUCUCUCCCUUGAGAAUCUAGGUUCUCUCAUCCGUAUGCCUUAUGGUUGUGGGGAACAGAACAUGGUGAACUUCGCCCCAAAUAUCUACAUCCUUCAGUAUCUUAAGGGCACCAACCAAGACACACCAGAAAGCACUGAGAGACUCCUAGAGUAUAUGAAAACAGGUUACCAGAGGGAGCUCCUGUACCGCCAUUAUAACGGAUCCUUCAGUGCCUUUGGAAAUGCCGAUGACUCUGGUUCCACUUGGCUGACUGCUUUUGUUCUCAAGUCAUUCGCUGAGGCAGAGGAUUUCAUCUACGUGGACGUGUCCAGUUUGAAUGUCACUAGAACAUGGUUAAGCUCAACUAAAUCUGACCAGGAUGGCUGUGUGGUUCCUGUUGGGAAAGUAUUCAGUAAAGCUAUGAAGGGUGGUUUGGCCGGGAAACAAUCCCGAGUGCCAAUGACAGCGUAUGUACUCAUCUCCCUUUUAGAGUCUGGGAUUUCUGCAGACGAUCCAUUUGUGCUAAAUAGUAUCAAGUGUAUCCUGUCUGACUCCUCUAGUGACCCAUACGGCCUGGCUCUCAAGGCCUACGCUCUGGCCCUUGCCCAGCAUGCUAGCUCGAAAAAAGUUUUACAGGAACUAAUUGAUUUGGCAACUAUGGAGGAAAACAUCAUGCACUGGGAUCUUCCAAAAGGUAGGAGUAACGCAUUGGUCGUGGAAACAGCUGGCUAUGCUAUAUUGGCCAUGAUGGCUCAAAAUCCUGAGGAGUAUACACUCUCGGCGAGAAAAGUAGUCAAGUGGCUCACCACCAAGAGGAACGGUUAUGGAGGUUUCUAUUCCACGCAGGAUACUGUUGUGGCUCUGCAGGCCUUGUCGGUCUAUGAAACACUCACGCAAAAGGGUCCUCUGGAUGUGACUGUUACGAUCACAGCUACGGAUUUCUCGCGGUCCAUCACCGUGAACGAAGACAAUAAACUUUUACAACAAUUGGUGAAUCUCCCAGUUGUCCCCACGCCGGUCGACAUCACUGUAAAGGGCCAAGGGUGCACUGUAAUUCAAACGGUCCUCCGCUACAACAUCAUCAACCCCGCUCCAACGGACUCAUUCAGCGUACGAGUGUCAGCCGCCAACGAGCCGGACUCGGGCUGCAAGCGCAUGCGCCUCUACGUGUGCGCCGAGUACCUCCUCCCCGACGGCGAGUCCAACAUGGCGGUUAUCGAGGUGGGCCUUGUAUCUGGCUACAUCCUCGAGGAGAGCGACCAGGAGGCGGUCGCGCAGAUGAGCUCGAACGUGAAGCGUUACGAAGUCGACGGCCCCAAGGUUUCCUUCUACAUCGAGGAGUUCUCACGCGAGGAGAUCUGCUUAUCCUUCGCCGCCAUCCGCGAGGUGGAGGUGGAGCAGACGGCCCCGGCAUCCGUUCUCGUGUACGACUAUUACCAGCCGGAGGCGUUCGCCAUGGCGAGCUACGUGCAACCGGCUGUAGAUGAUUGCGGAUGACGAGAGGGACUCGCAAAUAUGGAUAAAAGUGACUGAGUUUUAAUUUCGCUUAUUCUUUUGUCAAUUUUCUUCUUAUGUAGAAUUUGAAGUG
This is a messenger RNA of Penaeus indicus, 4401 nucleotides long. Its product is annotated as alpha-2-macroglobulin-like. The transcript is spliced from 29 exons. Lineage: Eukaryota; Metazoa; Arthropoda; Malacostraca; Decapoda; Penaeidae. The record is from RefSeq and is a predicted model, not a curated record. Gene Ontology annotation, molecular function: endopeptidase inhibitor activity. The coding region runs from base 72 to 4310 and encodes 1412 amino acids. Gene Ontology annotation, cellular component: extracellular region.